AAAUACGUGUUCGCACGUCCGGGCCUGCGGCAUCCAGCACGAACAUAGUGCAGUACGCCAGGGAUCCUUGGGUAUACAAUUUAUUCUGCAACACCAUUGUUCUUGGAGGAGCCUUCAUGCAAGAAAAGUUACCUUCCCAUAUCUCUGGUGAUGCGGUCGAACAGGCACUAGGAAAUCCACGAAGAAGUGAAGUGGAGAAGGAGAUAUGUUACACCCCCGAAGUUCCUCGGCGCAGUACUUUUCGCUCUAUUUUGCUCGUCAUGACUUGCACUUUUGCUAUGGUACUCCAGACCUCAAAUACCACGUCGGUUUCCAUAGCUCUUCCAACUAUUGGCCAAGACAUUGGAAUUCAAGAAGAUCAGCUCCAGUGGCUAGUUUCCGCAUAUUCUCUGAGUUCGGGAUGUCUUCUCCUGUUCUUUGGACGGAUCGCUGAUUUGCAUGGUCGCAAGAAGGCAUUCAUCGUCGGCUCCUCAUUUCAACUUGUAUUUUCACUUGGUGGAGGUUUUGCUGAUGACGGCAACACCCUUACUAUUAUACGAGGUUUUCAAGGCCUCGGAGCAGCCGCACUGAUCCCCUCAGCGAUGGGUAUAUUAGCGCAUGCAUUUCCCUCAUCAUCUCGUGCACGGUCAAUUGCUUUUGCUACUUUUGCUGCGGGUGCUCCCGUAGGGGGUGCUUUCGGAACCAUGGUCGGCGGGGCAGUUACCCAACUUUCGCAGCAGCGCUGGCGUGCGACUUUCUAUGUAGCCGCUGCAUUCUCGGCACUUUGUUGUAUCGGUGGUUUGAUAUCCUUCGAGGCGGAUAAAAAAUCCACCGAGGUUGACAAGCGCAUCGACUGGAUCGGCGCAGGUCUAGUGACAUUAGGACUUGUGUUGAUUGUAUUUGUUCUCGGCCAAGGCUCUCUCGCACCACAGGGCUGGAGCACAGGUUAUAUCAUUGCCAUGCUCGUGGUCGGUGUAUUCCUGGUUGGCUCCUUCCUUGUGUGGGAGCAUUUUCUGGAAAAAAUUGCGGAUGAUACCUUCAGACCCCGGUCAAUGUGGACACCCCCUCCACUCAUGAGACCGUCGUUAUGGACUCGAUCCAACGGUAAAAUCGCGGUGGUCAUGUGGGUUGCAUUCCUCAACUGGUGCGGCUUCAACAGCUGGACCUUCUGGGCUCAGCUGUACUACCAAAGGUACCUUUCGUUAUCGCCAGUGCUGACCAUGAUCCGGUUUAUUCCCAUGUUUAUUUCGGGGAUAUUGUGCAAUUAUUUCGUUGCAUUACUCGUAGGAAAACUUCCGCUUGUGAUAUUCGCCGUUUCUGGAACUUUGUUCAGUGCUGUUUCUUGUCUUCUAUUUGCGAUCAUCAACCCCUCCACGACAUACUGGGCGUUCGGAUUUCCUUCGACAAUCCUUUCUGUUUGUGGCGCUGAUUUUGUUUUUGCAUCUGGAACGAUUUUUAUUGCGCAAACGGUGCUUCAACACGAGCAGAGCGUUGCUGGAGCUCUGUUACAGACUAUGACGCAGCUCGGGACUGCGUUCGGCUUGACCAUAUCCACGAUUGUAUUCAACAGCAUAGUCAAGAAAGAAUCCGCUCAACUGGGAGUCACUCUGAACUCCCAAAUGACGAAUGCUCCCGCAUCGGCGAAUCUGAGUGGUUACAAGGCUGCUCAAUGGAGUGCUACUGCUUUUUGUCUUCUUGCGUCACUUCUUGGCCUCGUGUUUCUAAGAAAUGUCGGUGUGGUGGGACACAAGAAAGAAGCUGAAGAAAUUGCGCAUUCAUCUCAAUCGGAGAAAAGCAUCUAGGGCUCAAGCACCUGAAAACAGCUGUGUGAGACAUAACGUCUGCCAUUCGCUGCUACUCCCUUUCUUACGAUGCGUCGGUGUUACCAAGCAAAGAAAGAGACUGCUUCAGCAUUGACAGUAAUUAGACCAUGUCGCCUAUAUGACGUUCACGACAUUCACGUGUUUGGAGACGAUGCAUUAAUUUUCUAGCAAAUGUGGACGGGCCAGCCAGAACUCGUCACUG
Molecule: messenger RNA, 2004 nt
Organism: Suillus paluster
Lineage: Eukaryota; Fungi; Basidiomycota; Agaricomycetes; Boletales; Suillaceae
Product: major facilitator superfamily domain-containing protein
Exons: 11
Coding region: 117-1781 (554 amino acids)
Biological process (GO): transmembrane transport
Cellular component (GO): membrane
Molecular function (GO): transmembrane transporter activity
Source: RefSeq, a predicted model, not a curated record